AUGGAAAGUGAUUCUAUUGCUCUUAUGGAUAUGUUCAAUAAGGCAUCUCCUCCCAUUUGGAAUGUGCUUUGCCUCUUAAACAGGAUUUGGGCUUUCAUUAUGAGCCAACUUCUUAAUAUUCAAAUGAAUUUCAUAUACAGAGAAGGUAAUUCCCUUGCUAAUUGGCUAGCUAAGCAAGGAUCCUUUGGGGUGCUGAACCUCCAUGGCGAGCCAGGGGUGCUGAGGUGGUCGGGGAGCUCGAGUUCGUCGAGCUCUUCGGAGGACGACGGAUUGGGGGGAAGGAGGAAGAAGAAGGGGUUGAAGGAUAAGAUUAAGGAGAAGUUGCCGGGAGGACAUAAGAAUGAGCAGAAGCAUGAGAAGAAGGGUAUAAUUGAGAAGAUUAAGGAGAAGCUACCUGGGAGUCAUAGCCAUAGAGGAGAACUCUUUAACCUUGCAGACAAAGAUAGAUCCCUAGGCAACCCCAUUCAUCACCACACCAGUGGCAUUGGAGAGCACGGAGGCCAGAAGCUUCAUGAUGAGCACGGCAACCCCAUCUCCGGCCACGGUAACAACCUCCAUGGCGAGCCAGGGGUGCUGAGGUGGUCGGGGAGCUCGAGUUCGUCGAGCUCUUCGGAGGACGACGGAUUGGGGGGAAGGAGGAAGAAGAAGGGGUUGAAGGAUAAGAUUAAGGAGAAGUUGCCGGGAGGACAUAAGAAUGAGCAGAAGCAUGAGAAGAAGGGUAUAAUUGAGAAGACUAAGGAGAAGCUACGUGGGAGUCAUAGCCACUGAGGCUGUGUGGAAUGGG
Phalaenopsis equestris is the source of this 784-nucleotide messenger RNA. RefSeq names its product dehydrin Xero 2-like. The transcript is spliced from 4 exons. NCBI's taxonomy places the organism in Eukaryota, Viridiplantae, Streptophyta, Magnoliopsida, Asparagales, Orchidaceae. The record is from RefSeq and is a predicted model, not a curated record. Gene Ontology annotation, biological process: response to water. Gene Ontology annotation, molecular function: nucleic acid binding; RNA-DNA hybrid ribonuclease activity. Bases 1 to 768 code for a protein of 255 amino acids.